Messenger RNA from Enterospora canceri, 1239 nucleotides. The record is from the annotation of a GenBank genome assembly. Lineage: Eukaryota; Fungi; Microsporidia; Enterocytozoonidae.
AUGUUAAUAUGCCAAAUCCUAACUGUUUUAAGUGCUCUACUGAAGAUAGUUGAGAACAAAAAUAACAACGAUCCAUGCUUCUUUCACAAUUGUUUCUGGAACAAACACCUAGGAAAUGAAUUCUCAAUCAACGAAUUAACAUAUACCAAUGAUGAACUUGAAAUACAAUUUUACGAUAUUUUGAAUCAGCAAAUACUUGCACCAUAUAGAGACCAAUUGAACCGGGAUCAACUGAAAGCAUGUGAAGAAUGUAUUGAGUCAUUCAAACUAAUAUCUGAGUGGUAUUUCUCAGAUUACAACUCCUUGAAAUGUUUCUAUCCUGACCUAAUUCAUACUAAACCAACAAUAUCAUUGAUAUAUCCUAGUGAUUCAGUAGUGCAAAUAAAAUUAGCAAUCCCAGUAAGAAAUGAACAGACUAUCACAUUCCAGGAAAAUGGUGCGAGGUAUCUUCUUGGAAUGCAUAUACUAGAUGAUUAUGCUUCAUAUAUGAAUAUUCUACGGAUGUCAUUCCAUAAAGUCUAUUUUGAAACAGAUUGGAAGACUACAAUAGUCUCAUUCAAAUUCGCNCUAAUAUCUGAGUGGUAUUUCUCAGAUUACAACUCCUUGAAAUGUUUCUAUCCUGACCUAAUUCAUACUAAACCAACAAUAUCAUUGAUAUAUCCUAGUGAUUCAGUAGUGCAAAUAAAAUUAGCAAUCCCAGUAAGAAAUGAACAGACUAUCACAUUCCAGGAAAAUGGUGCGAGGUAUCUUCUUGGAAUGCAUAUACUAGAUGAUUAUGCUUCAUAUAUGAAUAUUCUACGGAUGUCAUUCCAUAAAGUCUAUUUUGAAACAGAUUGGAAGACUACAAUAGUCUCAUUCAAAUUCGCAGAGCUCACUAAUUCACCCAGAGUACUUUUCAGGCAUCCGAUGAGAAUUGAAACUGAACUUCUCCUAAAAAUAUUUGAGGGAUUUGCAACAUACAAUAACGUCAGAAUAUAUGGGAAUGCCAAGAUUUCACAAGAUUUUCCGUAUCUUAAAAAUAGAUUCAGUACAGUGAUACAAUUCAGUGAUGACUACAAAUUUAAAGACAACAACGAUUUACCUGAAUUAAAACAGAUAGAAGAACCAAAAAAGGAAAAUAAUCAAAUCCAAGUACCACAAAAGAAAAAGAAUACAAUGCUAGUUAUAGUGAUAUUACUUGGAGUAGUGAUAGUAUUGGUAGCGUUUGUAAACUACAAAAUAAUGAAGAAAACAGUUUAA